AUUAAUCUCUACGCUUCUCUCUCCGCAAUUACUCCUUGAGAACAUCUCUCUCUAGAAUAUUGAGUAUUGCUGACUUGAGCGUUGGAGUGUUUUCCCCGAGGAGACAUCCUCGGGAUUUUCAGGUGUAGAAGCAGCCGAGGACUUCAACAGUGUUGGAUUGCGAAGCUGCCGAAACAUUGGCGCCGUCUGUGGGAACUCGGACAAGAAGUCGUGUGACUUAACCUGCUGAGAGACAAAAUGGUUCGUACCUUUACAGGAGGUCGCCCUCCAAGAAAUGAAAUGGACGAACAGGAGGACGUGCAAGUGUCUGAGCCUGGGUUGAAUGACUUUGGGCCAAUGCCUAGAAAUCUUUUUUCCCAAAUUCCAAUAGGAACAAGACAAAGACCUUCUCGACCACACAUUUCACAGCAAGAACGACCUGAAAGGUCAACAGAACCUGCUCGGACAACCGAGCUCGAAGAGAGAACCAGAGUUCUCGAAAUGGCAAUGGCUUUCAAUGCUAUAUUAGGAAGAGCCACCCUGUGCGAGCUGAAGGCUGUUAUCUCACAGCCCCAUCUCUGUAUGAAAUUCCCAACUCCUCAAGGGGUAGGAGUGCUGAAAGGGAAUCAGAGGAUGGCUAGAGCCUGUUACCAAGACACGUUCAAGAAGGUCGAGCUCGCCGCAGUUUCGGCGAGCACAGAAGCUCACAAGCCAACCCAGCUCGAGCCAGUAGAGCCAGUGGAAACGGUGCCUUUAAACCUGGAUGUGCCGGAGAGAACGGUGAAGAUCGGCACUAAACUCACAGAAGAAGAGCGGGCAGGGCUUCUAGAAUUCCUAAGGACUAAUCAGGACGUAUUCGCGUGGACUACGGAUGAAAUGCCUAGCAUCCCGGCAGAAUUGACAGUCCACAAGCUCAGCACAGACCCCACCAGAAGGCCAGUGGCAGGCUUCAUCAGAAGAGUGGAGUACUCCGAAUGGGUGUCCAACCCCGUGCUCGUCAAAAAACCAAAUGGCAAGUGGAGGAUGUGUAUUGACUUCACUAACCUCAAUGAUGCAUGCCCGAAAGACCCUCACCCAUUGCCAAAUGUCGAGAAGUUAGUGGAGCGGGCAGCAGGACACGAACGGAUGAGCUUCCUUGAUUCCAGUUCGGGUUAUCAUCAGGUCCAGCGGUUGCUGGACGACCAGGAGAAAACAGCUUUUUACGCUGGUGAUGCAAUCUACUGCUAUGUCAUGAUGCCAUUUGGCCUCAAAAAUGCUGGAGCAACAUACCAGAAGCUGGUGCAAAUCAUCUUUAAGCUCCAGAUCGGCAGAAACAUAGAAGUAUAUGUGGAUGACAUGAUAGUCACCAGCGUGCGAGCUGAAGAUCACAUUGACGACCUGGACGAAACAUUUCAAAACUUACGGCGGGCUCAAAUGAAAUUGAAUCCCUUGAAAUGCACGUUUGCUGUAGAAUCAGGGAAAUUCCUAGGGUACGUGGUAUCCAAGAAAGGAAUCGAAGUAAACCCAGAGAAGGUUGAGGCCGUUCAGCAGAUGGAACCGCCAAAGACUGUCAAAGACGUGCAGCGUUUGACGGGCCGUGUUGCUGUGCUGCACAGGUUUAUAGCCAGGUCGGCAGAAAGAUGCCUCCCGUUUUUCAAGGCCCUGCGAGAGCCCAAGAAUUUUCAAUGGACCGAGGCGUGUCAGCAGGCCUUUGACGAGCUCAAACUAUACUUGGCGUCGGCGCCCCUGCUAUCCAAGCCUGUGGACGGGGAAAGCUUGUAUCUGUAUUUAGGGGUUACAGCAGAGGCGAUCAGCUCGGUCUUGCUCAGGGAAGAGAAUAAGAAUCAGAAACCAAUCUGUUAUGUCAGCAAAGUCUUACAAGGCGCCGAGCAGAAUUACCCAGUAGCGGAAAAGGCCGCUUUUGCCUUGGUUUACACAGCUCGAAAGUUGAGAGCUUACUUCCAAUCACAUCAGAUUGUUGUCUAUACCGAUCUACCUUUGAGAAAAAUAUUGCAGAAACCUGAACUCUCAGGUCGGCUUAUUGGGUGGAGCGUCAAGCUGAGUGAAUAUGACCUGAAGUUUCAGCCGCGCACAACCAUAAAAGGCCAAGCCAUUGCAGACUUUUUGGUAGAAUGCAUCUCGGCGACGGAGAAAGACAAGGCACUUGAUUACCCAGCCUGGGUUCUAUAUGUUGAUGGAGCUGCUAACGUUGAAGGAUCAGGUGCUGGGGCUGUGCUGAUAGGCCCAAAUGGCUUUAAAUCUGAACAUGCAUUGCGGUUUAAGUUCCAGACCACUAAUAAUGCUGCUGAGUAUGAAGCCCUCAUCUAUGGUUUGAAGCUGGCGUCCGAGCUGAAGGUACAGAGCAUACAAAUUUUCAGUGACUCUCAGCUCGUGGUGGGCCAGGUAAAUGGCAGCUGUGAGGUCAGGGAUCCCCAGCUCGGCCGUUACACCUCUGUGGUCAACAGUUUAAAGUUAAGAUUUGCUUCAUUUCAGAUCGACAAAAUACCAAGAGCUGACAACCACCGAGCUGACGAACUGUCAAAGUUAGCCUCCUCGCGGGACUUUAACCCUCAGAGGUCAACCAUCGUCGAAGUGCUGGACGCCCCGAGCUACACUGAUUUCACGGUCGAGUGUCAGCUACUAAGCACAGAUCCCACCACGCCGAGCUGGACUACCCCACUUAUAAAUUAUCUACAAAGUGGCGAGUUACCUGCGGAUCUGUCCGCUGCGAAGUUGGUUAAACGAAAGGCAGCACAUUUCACUUUGUUGGAUAACAAGCUCUACAAACGAGCAGCCUCAAUGCCCUUAUUACGCUGCCUUACUCCUUACGAAGCUGAAUACGUUGUAAGAGAAGUUCACGAAGGAGUAUGUGGCAUGCACAUCGGUGGCAGAACUCUAGCUCGGAAGCUCCUGAGGCAUGGUUAUUAUUGGCCCACUAUGGUCGAGGACGCACAGAACUAUGUCAAAAGGUGCCUGACCUGCCAGUUCAAUGCUGACGAUAUUCACAUGCCAGGGGAAAUGCUAUCAUCCCUUGCGUCUCCCUGGCCUUUUGCUCAAUGGGGUGUCAACCUGCUCGGCCCUUUCAUCAAAGGCAAAGGAGGCUGCACUUUCCUGGUCGUUGCAGUGGAUUACUUCACUAAGUGGAUAGAAGCUAAAUCAUUAUCCACGACAACAGAAAGGAAAAUUGAAGAAUUCUUGUUCAAUUCCAUAUUGUGCAGGUUCGGCAUACCUAGGAGGAUUAUCGCCGACAAUGGGCCACAGUUCCGAGCAGCAGCACUGAAAUCAUUUUGUAACGACUAUGGCGUUGAGCUCGUCUUGACAUCUGUGUACACUCCACAGUCCAAUGGGCAAGCCGAGUCCGCCAAUAAAAUCGUCUUGCGAGGCCUCAAGACACGAGUGCUGGCUGCACAUUCUAAUUGGGUUGAUGAGCUCGAUAAAGUGCUUUGGUCUUGUCGCACAACACCCAGCUCGGCGACAGGCGAAACCCCUUUCAGCUUGGCCUAUGGAGCUGAAGCCGUCAUCCCAGUCGAGGUUGGAUUGCCAUCCGACAGAUCAGAUCGCCACGACGAUCAGAAUAAUGAACAACUCUUAAGAGAGAACUUAGACUUUGUGGAAGAAGUCAGGGAGAUGUCUCGAAUAAGGAACAUGGCACAUCAAAGUCGCGUUGCAAAAUUUUACAAUAAAAGGGUUCAAGCUCACCAGUUUCAAGUUGGCGAUCUAGUUCUACGCAAGGCUGGGUUAACUAACACUCAUUCGCACAUGGGUAAGCUCGCUCCUAAUUGGGAAGGCCCCUAUAUGGUGGUUCGGGUUAAGCGACCUGGCUCCUACGUGUUAGCAGAUAUACACGGACAUCAGUUACCUUACCUUUGGAAUGUACAGAAUCUUAGGAAGUUUUACAGUUAAUGUAUGUUAUGUCAUUUCGCUUAAGGUGCUAUCCAACAGUUGUAAACAAAGAUAUACAGAAAAU
Molecule: messenger RNA, 3925 nt
Organism: Rubroshorea leprosula
Lineage: Eukaryota; Viridiplantae; Streptophyta; Magnoliopsida; Malvales; Dipterocarpaceae
Source: the annotation of a GenBank genome assembly